AUGUCGUGCCCCCAUCUCGACUCUGUCGAGCUCAAGCCGCCGACUCCUGUACAGUCUGUGUACAAGGAAGAUUGCACUCAGUGCUUUGACUCGAUUGACAACCCCGGAGGCCUCGAUGUCUGCCUCCAGUGCUUCAACGGUGGCUGCACCGCCGAGAGGCAGCACUCCUUGCUUCACAACGCCGUCUGGAGCCACCCGCUUGCCCUAAACAUCCGCCGCACCCGAAAGACGAUCGACCGCGAUGAACCUCCGGCUAAGAUCACGAAGCUUGCCAUCGCCGCCGAGACAGAAGAGGACCGAUACGACACGGCUCUGGGUGUCAAAUGCCUCGAAUGUCAACAAGAACUGGACAUGACAAAUCCUAAAAUUGCACCCAUAGUGGACGGCAUCCUGAAAGCACACACCUUUUCUCGAAAAGAAGAAGUUAAGGCGUGGGAGCAGGAGCUCACGUCAUGCGAACACAUCUUGACCAUGCAGCAGCACCCAUCCCGCAAGAUCGAGCAAGGCGACCUUGGCCACUGCUCAGGCUGCGACCUUAGAGAAAAUCUCUGGCUUUGCCUGGAAUGUGGCAAUCUAGGCUGUGGCCGAAAGCAGAUGGGUGGCGUCGACGGCAAUUCCCACGCUCUGGGUCACGCCAACGAGUCUGGACAUGGUGUAGCUGUCAAGCUUGGAUCCAUCACUCCGGAAGGCACCGCCGAUAUCUACUGUUAUAGAUGCGACGAAGAGCGCAUCGACGAGCAGCUUGGCGAGCAUCUGGCCCACUGGGGAAUUAUUCUUGCCGAGCGACAAAAGACGGAAAAGAGCUUGACGGAGAUGCAGAUUGAGCAAAAUCUCAAAUGGGACUUUAGCAUGACGACCGAAGAUGGCCAUGAGCUGAAGCCUGUUUUCGGAUCUGGCCUCACUGGACUGAAGAAUCUCGGCAACAGCUGCUAUCUAGCCAGCAUUAUCCAGUGCUUAUUUGAUAUGCCCUCGUUCCAGGAGCGCUACUAUGGUGCCAAUAAAGAUUUGCCGAUCGUGCAGGAGCCCGCAGCCGACAUCGAGACUCAGCUGAGAAAAAUUGCCGAUGGUUUAUUAUCUGGAAGAUAUUCGGAGCCUGAUAAUUCUGUGACAUCGGGAGAAGUUGCCUAUCAGAGAGGAUUGGCGCCAGCAAUGUUCAAGCAUUUGAUAGGAAGAGGGCACGAAGAGUUUUCCACGAUGAGGCAGCAAGAUGCCUUUGAAUUGUUCCAGCAUCUUUUUAAGCUCAUCAGCCGAUCACCGCACAAUGGCCAAAAGGACCCUACCGCCGAAUUCCGAUUUGUCCUGGAGCAGCGACUCCAGUGUCUUGGAUGCCACAAAGUCAGGUAUAGCUCCAACGAACAGGACAACAUCUUCCUCGACGUGCCAUUGGUGAAGCUUGAUGCUGGAGGUGAAGGUGCUGAAACAGCUAAUGCCUACAAGCCCGUCACUCUAAAGGAGUGCUUAGACAACUUUACCGCGCCUGAAAAGGUCGAAUUGACUUGCUCAUCUUGCGGUAGCAAAGCAGGCUUCACUAAGCAAUCCCUCUUCAAGACUUUCCCCAACGUUUUGGCUGUCAAUGCACGAAAGAUGGCUGUGGUCAACUGGGUUCCCAUCAAGAUUGAUGUCCCCGUCAUUGUUCCAGACGAGCCGUUUUUGUUGGACAGCUAUCUCUCCAAGGGACUUCAGCCUUCCGAAGAACUUUUACCAGAGGAGCCUGAAAACCAAGCCCCAGCGUUUGUACCGGACGCGGCUGGUAUUGCGCAGCUUGAGGCUAUGGGCUUCCCGCGAAAUCGCGCCGAGAAAGCACUGCAUGCGACGGGUAACUCUGAUGCUAAUGCUGCCAUGGAGUGGUUGUUUGCACACCUCGAUGAUGCCGACAUUGAUGCGCCUCUUGAUCUGGGUGCCGGAUCGGGAAGCGCAGGCACAGCUGACCCCGAAAAGAUUGAGAUGCUGGGGGCCAUGGGCUUUGGUGCUCCCCAAGCCAAGAAGGCGCUGAAGGAAACGGGCGGCGAUGUCGAACGAGCUGUUGAAUGGCUGUUCAGCCACCCUGAUGACCAAGGCAUCAUGGAAGACGAGAGCUCAGGCGGUGCGGCCGACAAGUCUCAAAAGGAGCUUGCAGGAAGCGCAGCACUCCCAGCACAAUUCCAACUGCAGUCCAUUGUGUGCCACAAGGGCACCAGUAUCCACGCCGGCCACUACGUCGCCUUUAUUCGAAAGUCGCUAGAAGGCAAAGAUACGCCCACGUGGGUGCUUUUCAACGACGAAAAGGUCGUGGAGGCUCACGAUGUCGAAGAGAUGCGCAAGUUUGCGUAUGUGUACUUUUUCAAGAGAGCGUAA
Molecule: messenger RNA, 2334 nt
Organism: Trichoderma atroviride IMI 206040
Lineage: Eukaryota; Fungi; Ascomycota; Sordariomycetes; Hypocreales; Hypocreaceae
Biological process (GO): protein deubiquitination
Molecular function (GO): cysteine-type deubiquitinase activity; zinc ion binding; protein binding
Source: RefSeq, a predicted model, not a curated record